AUGAGCGACUGGAGCAGCGCAGUGUCCGGCAUGGUCAUGUUUCGCGAUGGCGAGGCCUUUCUACGCUUGACUCCUGGUGCACCCUCAUCUUCGGCGCCGACCUCAUCGGCUUCAACGACUGCGAAUGCAGCCACCGCGGCUCCACCAUGGGGAGUCGUUCGCAACGACACGGCCAUGAUGAGCGCAAUCGAGAAGAAUGAGGUGGAGGUUCAUCCGUCGCGGCUGCCAAUGUCCUCCAAGGACUUGGGCACGAUGCUCAACAACGUGCAAAGGGCCCUAAAGAUCACGAUCGGGAAGAACGGCGAUUGGUCUUCCGAGGCCAACGAUAUCUUCCUCAAGCAGCUCGCCAAACGCAAGCGCAUCGCCAAGGCAAUCCCCCAGGCUAUCUUGGAUGCCCCGCUCGCCAUUGAGGACGCGAAGGGGGCGGGUGACGAGGAGAGUCAGGUCAUGGAUCCCGGUAACACGACCGAGCACAACCACAACGACGAUGACAAGGCGGUGGAGCACAACCAAGACGAGGACCACGGCAGUGACGAGUCCGGUUCCGAUGACAGCUCGUCAACUUCAAGCUCCAGUGAGGCUUCCAUUGAGCGGAAGAAGCAGAUUAUCAGGCAGCAGGACACAUCAACGUGGACAACAGGUUGGCACGAUGCGUGGGAGAGCAUGAAACUUGUACUCGAUGAAGGCUUUCACAAUGCGAAGAGGCGCCGUCUUGCGUACAAAGUGUUGACGGCUCUCAGAGAUGCCAAGAUUGAGUGGGAUCGCUCGUGA
Molecule: messenger RNA, 771 nt
Organism: Symbiodinium sp. CCMP2592
Lineage: Eukaryota; Dinophyceae; Suessiales; Symbiodiniaceae
Source: the annotation of a GenBank genome assembly